AUGGGUUUGAUACAUUCUCUUGUUUGGAUAAUCUGUUUUCUUCGUUUUUCCUCUCAGUUUGAUGUCAGUGUUUUCAAUGAGUCGGAUUCCUUGUCGCCAUCAAACAAACGAACUAUUGUUUCUGCGGGAGGAGUAUUCGAGCUUGUGAGAAGCUACGUUUGGGUUGCCAACAGAGACGAGCCUCUCAACAACUACAAUAGAACCUUAGAAAUAUCUGAAGCAAAGCAACACUCGUUAUCCGGGACCCAUCUGAUAACCGGAUCGUGUGGUCAAGCUCAAGUUCUGGUUCAGGGUCUCCGAUGGCAAAGCUGUUCGGUAACGGAAACUUUGUGCUGA
Molecule: messenger RNA, 336 nt
Organism: Microthlaspi erraticum
Lineage: Eukaryota; Viridiplantae; Streptophyta; Magnoliopsida; Brassicales; Brassicaceae
Source: the annotation of a GenBank genome assembly